Molecule: messenger RNA, 1962 nt
Organism: Ananas comosus (pineapple)
Lineage: Eukaryota; Viridiplantae; Streptophyta; Magnoliopsida; Poales; Bromeliaceae
Exons: 5
Coding region: 1-1962 (653 amino acids)
Molecular function (GO): nucleic acid binding; zinc ion binding
Source: RefSeq, a predicted model, not a curated record
AUGAUUGAUGAUAACAUUGUGGGUAUUGGUGAAGGUGUUGGUGAAGGUGUUGAUGAAGGUGUUGGUGAAGGUGUUGAUGAAGGUGUUGGUGAAGGUACUGGUGAAGGUGCUGGUGAAGGUGUUGGUGAAGAUAUUGGUGGAGCAAUUGGUGAAAAUGUUGGUCAAGUCGCCGAAGAAGCAGUUGAUGAAGAUAUAGGUGAAAAUAUUGGUGAAGCAUUUGGUGAAGAUGUUGGUCAAGUUGCUAAAGAACCAGUUGAUGAAUCAGAUGCAAUGUUAAGUGAAGAUAGCUUUCGUUCUCUUAAAACUGAUGAUUCUGAUUUAGAGGAUAAUAUGGAUCAUGUAGGAACAUUUUCAUAUGAUGUGAAUAACCCUAUUAUGGAAGUAGGAGCAAAAUAUCCAAAUGUAGGUUCAUUUAGAGAUGCAUUGACUCAUUUUGCCCUACUAAAUGAGUUUGAGUAUAACCUACAAAAAAGUGAUCUUUUGAGGGUAACUGCAACGUGCGCAAAAUCUAAUUGCAAGUGGCGAAUCCAUGCAUCUCGACUUCAAGAUUCCUUAGUUUUUCAGAUAAAGACUUUACAAGGAGAGCACACAUGCACGUCGGCCAAUAGGUGUCGGAACAAAGUGGCAACACAAUCGUGGGUGUGCAAUAGGGUUAUUGAGUGGCUACGGUUGGAAGGAGAUUUAUCUACAACUGAAUUGCGGAAGAGACUGCAACAAAAAUAUCAUGUGGACUUGACCUAUUCCAAGAUAUUUAGGGGAAAAGAAAUGGCAUUGUCUAAGAUUCAUGGGCAUUGGGAGUAUUCGUAUCAAAGAAUCUAUAAUUUUAAAGAGGAAAUUGUUAGAAGAAAUCCCGGCAGCCACGUGGAAGUAAAGCUGCAAGUGAUUAAUGAAGAGCAUCAUUUUCAGCGAGUUUUUCUUGCAUUUGGUCCAUGCAUACAAGGAUUCCUCAAUGGAUGUAGACCUUAUAUUGCAUUAGAUGGAUGUCAUCUCAAAGGAAAGCAUAGAGGAGUUUUGAUAUCGGCCACAAGUAUUGACGGAAAUAAAUCAAUUUUUCCAGUAGCUUUUGGUGUUGUGGAGUCGGAGAACUCGAAUAGUUGGGAAUGGUUUCUUCAUGGGUUGAAGACAGCAAUAGGAGAAUCCGAAGGCCUAGUAUUCUUCUCGGAUAGACAAAAAAGCUUAGAUGAGGCCGUUCAAGUUGUGUAUCCAAGAGUUGAACAUAGAGAAUGCAUGCGCCAUCUUUAUGGCAACUUCAAAAAAAAAUUUCUUGGGGACUGCUAUAGAGACAAUCUGUGGGCCGCAGCGAAAGCAUAUAUACCUAAUGUUUACGAAACUAGCAUCGCUAAGGGUUUGGGUCAAUAUGAGGUGCUAUGGAGUGAUGAAUUUUCAGCAGAAGUGAUUGGACCUCAAUCAAGGUUUGAGGUGAGACUACAUGAAACACAGUGUAGCUGCAGGUUAUGGCAAGUGAAAGUGGCCAAAUAUAAGGAGGCCUAUGCUAGUUCCAUUGCACCAUUACCCAGUUGUGAUCAAUGGGUAAAGAUUGACAUCGGUCAUCGUGUAUUACCUCCUAUUUUAAAUAGGCCAGCUGGAAGACCACGAAACAAGCGAAUUAGAGGAUCAGACGAGAUGACAAUCAGGAAGAGGCAUCGAUGCAAAAGAUGCAAUAAAUUAGGCCACCGUGCAAAAACAUGCAAGAACCCUGUCGAUGCGAAUCAACAGCCUGCUGCAGGACCAUCUCAAGCAGCAAAUCAACAGCCUGCUGCAGCACCAUCUCAAGCAACAAAUCAACAGCUUACAGAACCGUCUCAAGCAGGGAAUCCGCACUCUGAACCACCAUCUCAAGCAAGUAUUAGCAGUCGCACAAGGCGUAGAGGAAAAAGGGUAGUAUCGAGAUCAAAACACUUGCAGUCCCAACAAAGAAGUGCUAUAAGUGAAAUUGAUGCACUUGGUUCUCUAGAAAAUUAA